This is a messenger RNA of Lingula anatina, 7289 nucleotides long. RefSeq lists its product as uncharacterized. Gene Ontology annotation, molecular function: protein binding. The record is from RefSeq and is a predicted model, not a curated record. NCBI's taxonomy places the organism in Eukaryota, Metazoa, Brachiopoda, Lingulata, Lingulida, Lingulidae.
CAAAGUCGUUUACAAACAUGGCCGCCGCAGAUCUUCUGCGAGUACGGCUUCCCUACCCAUGGAGUUACGGGGUCACGGAAGAUGGCAGGGUAUUCUUUAUAAACGACGAUACGAAAACUACAACAUGGUUGCAUCCAAUGACAAAAGAACCGGUGCAGACAGGGUUAACGGCAUCUUCAGACCUGCCAAGAGGUUGGGAACAUGCUUUCAAUUCAGAUGGUGUCCUGUAUUUUAUUGAUCAUAAUACUCAAGUCAGCACAUUUACGCACCCUGUCACAGGAGAGGUCAUGGCAGAGGAAGGAGCACCCCAACAGAAAAUAGAAAGUCCAAAGGAGAAAAGUAGCAUAGAACCCAAAAGAGGGAGUUUGAUCAAGAAAGGAAGCAAAAAGAUUGUUGACUCUCCGAUGGCCAAGCGAAGUGAGGAGGCCCCAGUCUCUAUGAAGGGCUGGCUGUAUAAACAGGAGGGAGGGACCAUUAAGCAGUGGAAAAGAAGGUGGUUUGUCCUGUCCGACUUUUGUCUGUUUUAUUAUAAAGGCCCAGAGGAACAACAGACUUUAGGCUCUAUUCUGUUACCAAGUUACAAGAUUAACCCAUGCGCAAGAGAUGAUGGAAUAGGGAAGAAAUUUGCUUUCAAGGCUGAGCAUCAGAACAUGAGGACCUACUACUUUGCUGCAGAGACCAAGGAAGGGAUGCAGAAAUGGAUGAAUGCCAUGAGCCUAGCCACCAUUUUGCAGAGAGAUCCAACCUAUCAAAGACGAUGGCAGCAGACCUCUCAGUACCCCCCACAUGACUACCAUAGCAACGCCAGUGUGGAGAGGCAGUUUAACCCUCCCCAGCCAUCUCCAAAUGUAUCAAAUGCCAGUGAAGAUGCUGGAUUUGGACCUCCACCUCACCGCCACCAUCUUGCAGCACCCAAUGUGCAUGAAGCACCACCUGGCAGAAACAGUGACGGCUCAGACGCAAUGAGAGACCAGUCUUACUCUGGUGGCAGACUUUUUGACCACUAUAACCCCUCAAGUAAUGGUCACAUUCCACAAAAUUACGAUCCAAGGUCAGUUCCCAAUGGCUAUGGCCGCCCACUGCCAGACUCAGGCAUGCAGAGAGGGAGCUACACAUCAGAAUCUUCACACGGAGAUUACAGACAGAGGGCACCACCGUACGGUGGCCCAGGUUCUGCGGGACCACCACAUCUUCCAGGCAACCAGCCUCAUUCUGGUGACAGGGGUUACCCAGCAACACGCUCUAGUACCACUCUGCCUCAGGCGGGACCAGAGAGGGGGAGAUCUCCACAGAGACUGGGAACAAACAAUAGGAGUAUAUCUUUAGACAGAAGGCAAUUUCAGCAAGAUAUGCCACCGUCUGGUGGCCCACCUGGGCCACCAACACAUAGUGCACCAUUGCCUCAGCAUCCACAGCAACAAGCACCGUCACAGUUCAGAAAUCGUGAGGAACCCGUACGAUCUGGUUACGUCCAACGUCGACCUGAUUCUGGAGAUUUCAUGAGGCAGCCACAGAAUAUGCCAUACGAACAAAAACAGCCAGGUAGUGCUCAGCCAGCAAGGCCAGUGUCAGCUUAUUAUGAAUACGAAAGGCCACAAAGAACCGAUCAACAGUUCAGGGACACACAAGGUGGCCGAGGUCAUGGUGGCUCCUCUGAAAUGCUUGGGCCACUCCAGGUCCAUGUCAGUCAAGAAUCCCAAAAGGAUGCUGCUCAGAACAGCAUGGGAUAUAGUGGUCCAGGCAGGUCAAAAGGAGACCAAGGAAGGCCCCUUAGCCAGUAUGAUUACAACAGACCAGCUCAAGGUCAAGGAAGGAGUAAUAAUGAUGAAUCUUCUAGGAGAGAGUUGCAGAAACAAGAAUCUCUACGACAGUUGAGAGACUGGCAUAAUAGAAUGCAAAGGAGUAGCCUGAGUCGACCAGACCAGAGUCCAAAUCCAGAUCAUUCUUCACAUCAGCCUCAGCAGACACAGGCUCAACACCUUAAACAGCCUGUAUAUGAGAACAUUCCAGGACAAACUGCACGUAGAAAUCUCAGCUCCAGUUUUCAGGAAGAUUCCCCUGCCCCUGUCAGACCCCCAUAUCCUGCUGCAUACAGGGACAAACUGGUAGAAGAUGCUGCUGCAAAGAAGACCCCAACCACAGCUCAAAAUAUGUUGGAGUCUUCCCAGAAUUCCAUGCGGCACGUGAAUGAGCCUCAUUUCUUCCAGUACCCACAGGUGCAGCAGACAAGGCCAGCACAGCCACAGGAGCCCAGUGUUCCUGACAGCUAUUUAUGGGCUAAACAACAUGUGGAGCAAGAAGAACAAAGACAGAAAGAACAACCAAAACCAAGAGAAGAGAUGCCAAGAUAUCCAGACAGUUAUUUGAAAGCUAAAGAUGAAGUAGAAAGAAUGCAACCCAGACCCAGAGAGAAAGAGCAUGCAGGACACCAAGAUGACAGAAGAGCUCACUACGGGGGCUACCCCACUGUGGCGCAGGGGCACCACCAACCUGCCAAAGCAGACUAUGAACACCUGGAUAAUUUCUAUUCAAAUCCCAAUGAUCCUCCAGAAGGCAGGCAUGGAGAAAGGGGUGAUACAAGAACUCCACACCAAGAAAGGGUUGCAUCCACAGUGACCAUGAGUAAAGAUAACUCAAAAGUACCUCAUAGAUCUCUAGUUGAUGAAAAUCUCAGUGAUUCGGCCAUACCUGAUUUCUCAUUCAGAGAUAUAUUGGAGGGAUCUGUCCAUAGUGGCAAAACACCCACAAUUGCAAAUACAGAUGAAUCUAUCAGAAUACUGAAUGAAUUAAUUGAAUCUUAUGGCCAUGAGAGAAAAGAAAUCAGAGGGGGGACAUCUGAAGAAGACCUACUGUCGCAAGACAGAGAACACAGUGAACUCAAACAGCAAAUUCCGAGUGAUCAUCUCAUCCCAAGUGGUGAGCAGAUUUUGGCCAAUCGCUCCAAAGUUGAAAUAGUUACGAUAACACCCCAGGGCAAAGGGUCUCGCCCUAUGCCCAAAACCAAAUCUCCUCCAAUGAUGGCUGUGCAGCCACUUAGCAGUUUUAAACCAAAAACUGUCAACAAACCUCUGACUUCUGGACCUGUCAAACCAAACUCGCCCAGUUCUAAAUCUCCUUCACAUUCAAAUGUGUCAGAAGAUCUUAGGUCUCCUAAUCAAAAUACUCACCUUAACGGUGUUCUCGGUGUUCAUCAAAGUAGUUCUCCUCCCCAAGUCAAUACCUCCUUGUCCACUAUGGAUGCAACCCAUAUGCAACCAAGUGCAGCACCUGGCAGCAGUAAGGCCAAUAUAGCGCCACCUAUGGGCAGCAGUAGGGUGUCGCCAUCUACAGGUGCGCACCAUGUCUCCUUCAUGGCUGAUAGUUCAGCUGGGGAAAUGACAGCCCAUUCCACCACCUUGGCUAGGGAAGGUGGUCGUUAUCCCAGUGAAGGUGCUGCCCCCCAGAGAGGCAGGGAUAAACUAAAAAGCCUGGACAUCAGCACAGUGAAGGAAGAACCUGACAUGUCUGACCAGGAUGUCAUAGCCACCAAGAAUUUUAAGAAUCUCAGGAAGAAUUUUGCCCUGAAUGGAAAAAUAAGACUCAGUAUAUCGGCCAGUGAUUUACUUGGGAAAUCUCAUGAAGAGUUGGUUUUACUUCUGAUAGAAUUACGGCGAAAGCAGUCCAGACUGGAGGCUGCAAGGGAUGUGUAUAAACAACAGUUGGAAACAGCAAAAGUGAGAGAGAAGGAUUUCCAGGCAUUGCUCCAGACUGGGAAUCGGCCACCAGAUUAUAUGGAACGAGACCACCACAUGUACUUGGACAUCAAGAAGCAACUAGAAGACAUUGAAAAACAGCUUGAGGUACACAAACCUUUGGUGAAUUUGGUGGACAAUCUGGUGAAAAUGGGCAGUUUAUAUGGUGGUGACAAUGACAUGUUUGCUUCACAGUAUAAGAGGAAUCUAUUGAGUCCAGAGGAGUACACGCCUCCCAAAAGAAUGCUGGAUUUCACAAGAAAGAUGCAGGAAGAGAAGCUAGCCCAGGAUUAUGAAAAGGAGGUGAAGCAUCUCAGUGAAGAUGAGGUGGACCUGGAGGAAAAGUUACAGAAGUUGUACGGUCUAGAUCGUUCACUCCAGGAGAAGUCAUUUAUGGUGACUAGUCUACAAGAGGAUAAAGAGUUGUUGGAGAAAGCAUUAAACAAUGUGAAGGCUCAGCUGGAGCACUCUCAGGAUGAUCUCCGGGAAGCUGCUCGCCUGUCACAGCAGCAGAAAAAUAUCGAGAAAGAGUUGUCUAAGGUGCGCCAACAGCUGGCUGAUAACUCAAAGGUAUUAGAAGAACUUACCACUGAAAAUGCUAAAGUGGAACAUGAGGUCAAGAUCUUAAGGUCUAAAAUUCAUGGAGUUCGGAAAAGCACAAGUACCCCCACCCUGUCAAAUAAUGAAUCUGUCCGAGCCAAAGUCAAGUUGGAACAGGAGCUGUCCAAGGUUCAAGAUAUGAUGAGUGGGCUUAAUGAACAGGGCAAGAAGCUGAGAGAAACUAUGCAAAAUCUACGCAAUUCUUCAACAGAUGUCAGAGGCUCAGACAAACCACAGGACAAAUCCAGUACCUAUAAUGAAACAGAUCUGGACAGUAAUAAUACUAAGAACAUUGCACUCUCUGGUUAUGAUAGGAGAAAUGGAAGAUCCUAUUUAGAUCAGGAUGAUGAUGACAGUGUACAGGACAGUGACACACCAUGGGACAUCAGUGAAGCAGAUGAAAACACUAAAAGAUUCUUUGGUUUGCUUCCAAAAGAUAAGCCUCGAGCAAGAACGCUGAGAGAAGUAAAGCAGAGAGAGACAGAGAGGAGAAGUAGGGACAGGGAGAGAAGGAAACCCUCGGAUACACAAGAAGCACCUGAGCAGGGAAUAAGGGAGAGAAGCAACUCCAUGCCUGAAAGAGGUAGACGGUCUCAGUCGUUGCCACGAAAGUUGAACGAAGUCCCCUCACUGCAACAGCAUGCCAAAAACAGUGUUGUUUCACCUAAGGAGCUCUUCACUGGGAAGAGAAUAAAGGAUCGAGAAAGGAGGCUUUCAGCAGCAGAGAGACUCUUCCCUACUCCUACCAACAACAGUACUCCUACCACCUCAGCCCCCAGUAAUAGUAAUACCAGUACCAGUCACAUGCCCAGACCUGCCGCCACAGCUUCUGUCCGACCCAUGCAGCUCUCAGCAGAAUCCAAGGCUCGCAGGCACAGCGAGUUGGGACUGGCACCAAAACCAUUCCAGGCCUCGGGCUCCACUGGGGGGUUCAGUAGGGUGAACCCAUCAUUGGGGCCCAAUCGCACUGGCUCUACACCUAACUUGUACAAUACCACACAGGGCACUGGUCCUGUUAAACAGGGCCCUGCAGUGCCCCCCAAGAAGAAGAAAGGACCUCCCAGGAGAACAGGGGCAAGGUACCUCACCAUCUCAAGUAGUGCACCACUCCAACUGGAAACCUCUCCAACUAAGAAGCUAGGAGUACAGACUUCUGCUGGAGACUUGAUAAUCAAUCAGAAUGAUCCAUUUGAAAGUGCAACUGGAGUUCGCAGAGGUUCCCUCGACUUUACUCCAGAUUAUGUACAGAGUACCUCAUUCAAAAAUGAACACAUAAGCAUUGAUACCAUUGAAAAAGAAGUGUUAUUCAUCCCAGGGAAGAUAGAAAUACCAGAACGUUAUGUACCAGAGAGUGAUGAGGAAGAACUCACGGAGGAUGAAAAGAGAAUGCGUCAGAAAAAGGCUGACAGAAUAAAAAAAUUGCUCUCUGCACAAAGUCUACAAGACUGGACAGAAACAGAACUGGACCCCUUCAAACAAGAGAAUGUGCAUGAUAAGUUCAGUGAAGAGAAACACCACAGAGAGCAUUUACUAUCUCUAAACCAGGCACUCGCUAAGGAAGUGACACAGAAAACCAGACAAGUAGCAGCCCAAAGAAGGAAGACCUGGUCAUCCAGUGAUACACACGUCGUCACGGCAACUAGAGUGGAAGUUAGUGACGGAAGUGACAGUGACAUAGAGAACCUGGGGACUCCGCUUGUACAACAGCGCGAAAAUUUCUUCACAUGAUACCAACGGAAUGCAGACUACUCUACAUUUGUCAAGAAAGUAAUUGUCAAUACAAACAUUAAUAGACUGUUUAAUCUGUUUGUGGAGAUGAAUUCAUUAUAUAUUUCUUACUUAUUUCAGGCACAUGAGAAUGUGGUUUCAACAGUGCACUAUUUUUACCGCCUCUGUUUAUGUAAAAAAAAAAAUAACUGAUUAUGAAGAAGCUGUGAGUGUUCAUGAUCAAAUAUUGUUAAUUAAAAAGAUAUACUCAGCAUGACUUUUCAUACAUUGUGGUAAAUAUUAUGAUUGCUAUAGAAUAGAAUUCUAGUGUAAUUUUUUUUAUAAGUUCUACUGCUGAGGUAUUUGCAUGUUUACCUGCUAUUCAGAAUAAUUUUAUGUUAAUUCAAAGCACAUUGAUAUGCUUGUCAAAUGCUUGUAAAUACGUCUUUUUUAAAAACUGGUGUACAUUUAUUGUCUUUGAACAAGUUUGCAGAGCAACUUAAAAGCCUAUAUGUAGUAGUUGCAAAAUUUGUACAUAUCUAAAAAAGUUUAGAUUAGACAAAACAUCACAGGGUAUUUAAUUCUAUGAUAUACUCUGCUUUUUACACAAUCAACAUUAUAUGAACAAAAAUAUAUAAAUGAUACAAAGUUGGAGUCAUAUUGCCAAUAAACAUAUGAUGUUUAUUUUGAAGUUGUGAAAAAAGGUUUUAAAGCAUAUAUUUCAAACCUUGAAGUGGAUCAAUAGGAAAAAGGGAACAAAGUACUGGAUUACUCAGUUUAUACCAUAAAUUACUAUAUGAUCAAAUGUGGGCUUAAUUCUUGCUUGUUAACCACCAAAUGCAAUGAUUAUGAAUAUUUACAUGCAGAUGGCACUUUGAUUGUAUCGUUCAAAUGCAGUACAUAUCUUUAUCAUUCAUGAUGUGGAAAUUAUCUCAUAUCAAUAUUGGAAUAUUCACAAAUGUAUAUUCUCCUUGCAUUCCAAACGCUUGCUCCCUUGUGUCACAGUUUGUGCCAUUCAGAACCUUGUGAAAAAAUGUGGCCAUUUCAAGGAACAGUUACGGAGUGGGCAUGUAAAUAAAGAACCCAGCAUUUAUAUAAAUAAUACACUUUAUGUUUGAGAAAGUAUUUUUUAAAGAAAUAUUUUCCGUUGUUGAAUUCUAGAGUUUUUAAUGAUAUUAUUUGUUGGAUUAUUAUACAGUUUGUGAUGCAAAUAUUUUAUGUAUAGAUUUAGAGAAAGGGACCACAGUUUUU